Messenger RNA from Cydia pomonella (codling moth), 3548 nucleotides. RefSeq names its product protein roadkill (gene rdx). The transcript has 8 exons. Gene Ontology annotation, molecular function: ubiquitin protein ligase binding. Gene Ontology annotation, cellular component: nucleus; cytoplasm. The record is from RefSeq and is a predicted model, not a curated record. Lineage: Eukaryota; Metazoa; Arthropoda; Insecta; Lepidoptera; Tortricidae. Gene Ontology annotation, biological process: regulation of proteolysis; proteasome-mediated ubiquitin-dependent protein catabolic process. The coding region runs from base 382 to 1659 and encodes 425 amino acids.
UCGGAGGGGGGCGAAAUUAUGAAAAUCGGUGACAAUGAAGAUGGUAACGGAAAAAGGGUCGGUGUUGCGCAGCUGUCCCGCGGGCGCCGGUCGUCGGGUGCUCCGCCCGCGCUAGAGCGCCUCCACUCUCCGCGCCAGAGGAGUCGCCUCCCCAGCCGCUCGCCACCGCCAGUCGCCCGUCAGUCGUCGAGCGCAACGCACAUCUGUCACGCUGUCGCGCGCGACCUCCCAACCAUGUGGUGAAGUGAAACUGUCAAACGUGAUACAACUCGCAACUAUAACAUUUUAUACUAUCUUACUUUUUUUAUUAACAUUACCGUGGUGAAUUGUGAUCUCGAAGUGGUGCCACCGUUUUGGAAAAUUGGAUUAUACGAACGAAUAAUGGCCUUAGCCAGGUAUAACCAACAAACUGGACGCUCAGCUUGGUUGAAGCUCGGCGCGGGCAGCGAGUGCGGCGGUGGAGGGUCGGGCGGCGGCGGCGCGCCCGCUCCGCAGUCGGCGCGCGUGUCCUCGAACGUCGCCGGCGGCAUGGCGGUCAGCCGCGUGCCCAGCCCGCUGCACGACGGGAACACGCCCGUCGCCGAGAACUGGUGCUUCACACAGGUCAAAGUGGUGAAAUUCAGUUAUAUGUGGACAAUAAACAAUUUUAGUUUUUGUAGAGAAGAGAUGGGUGAAGUGUUAAAAUCAUCGACAUUCUCAGCCGGUGCUAGUGAUAAGUUAAAGUGGUGUCUCCGUGUUAACCCCAAAGGACUCGACGAAGAGAGCAAAGACUACUUAUCGUUAUAUCUAUUAUUAGUGUCGUGUAAUAAAUCAGAAGUUCGAGCAAAGUUCAAGUUUUCAAUAUUAAACGCGAAGCGGGAAGAGACGAAGGCGAUGGAGUCGCAGCGCGCAUACAGAUUUGUUCAAGGCAAAGACUGGGGGUUCAAAAAGUUCAUUAGAAGAGAUUUCCUACUAGACGAAGCAAAUGGACUUCUACCAGAAGACAAGCUAACGAUAUUCUGCGAAGUGUCAGUAGUCGCGGAUAGCAUAAACAUCAGCGGGCAGAGCAACGUGGUGCAGUUUAAAGUGCCCGAGUGCCGGCUCUCCGACGACCUGGGCGCGCUGUUCGACAACGAGCGGUUCUCUGACGUUACGCUGGCGGUCGGCGGCAGGGAGUUCCAAGCACAUAAAGCGAUAUUAGCAGCGCGGAGUCCUGUGUUCGCGGCCAUGUUCGAGCACGAAAUGGAGGAGCGCAAGCGCAACCGCGUGGACAUCACGGACGUGGACCACGAGGUGCUGCGCGAGAUGCUGCGCUUCAUCUACACCGGCCGCGCGCCCAACCUGGACAAGAUGGCCGACGACCUGCUCGCCGCCGCCGACAAGUACGCGCUGGAGCGGCUAAAAGUGAUGUGCGAGGAGGCGCUGUGCCUCAACCUGUCCGUGGAGACGGCGGCCGACACGCUCAUCCUCGCCGACCUGCACUCCGCCGACCAGCUCAAGGCGCAGACCAUCGACUUCAUCAACACGUCGCACGCGACGGACGUGAUGGACACGGCGGGCUGGAAGAACAUGAUCUCGUCGCACCCGCACCUCAUCGCCGAGGCGUUCCGCGCGCUGGCCACGCAGCAGCAGCAGAUCCCGCCCAUCGGGCCGCCGCGCAAGCGCGUCAAGCAGGCCUAGGCGGCGCUCCGGGCCCGUGCUCGCUGUGGACCGACGGACCCUCCGUCUUGCGCUCUUGAAACUUCUGCGCUUAAAACUUUUACUUUGGGGCGGGGACGGAGAUUUUUGUUAAAAUGACAUAUCUUGGACGACGAGAUCGGUCCCCUCCUUAUGUCAGAAAAUUUAAAGUACGGAAGCGAAGUGAGGCAAGUAGGGAGCCGGGGUGUCGGUAUGCGCGGCUGGAAAAAAUACGCGUAUGAAACGUUUGUAGUACCGCUCGCCUUUUGCCUGAGGAAAACUGGCGUCGUCCAUUUAUUAAUGUAUCCGACGCGACGAAUAUUGAGUUCAGGAUGCGUCCGAUGGCAUUUUAAGGACCGCAAACCUGCGCGGAGGCUGUAAUAUAGUGGCGACGAGUGCGGUGAACUAUUAGUUGGUGUAGUCGUGGAUCCCCGGAUUCAUCCUUUUGUUUACUAUGAUUGAUCUCAAGACGAUAUUCGAUCCUAAUGUUUUUGUCUCUCGCGGUCGGUUAGUGGCGCCGCUUUUUAAUGAUUAAUUUUUAUGUGUAGAUUUACGGAAUUUGGACGCUUUUUGCGCGUUGCCGUAGUUCGGAUGUAGCGGAGGUUAUCGAUAUGUGUUAAGGCUUGGAGUUAUCUUUUUUAUGCAUGUCGUUUAUGUGGAAAUUCUCUUGCACUGUUGCGGUUAUGUUUUUGUAUAAAUUAUUGCUAUUGUAUAACGAAUACGAAGCUCAUGUCUAGAAAAUAUCCAUGUCAUGUAAAUUUAGUAAUAUGAUUACGCGAACUUUUCGGCUAACAAUUAUUUUUGUUUAAUGUAAUGAAUCAAAUAUUUAAUAAAAAGUAGCGACUUUUCUGUUCAGGUAAUCAUAAUCAUAUUGAAUUUAUUCAACAAAAUAAUCUCAUUCCCGUGCAAAAUAUCCAUUACAUAAGAUUUCUCGAUAGAUGUUUAAAAGUAGGAACUUUUGAACAUAACGGUUGAAGUAGAAUGGUAUUGAAUGCAAUAAAUCUGUGAAGCUCUUGUGGCGCGGGUUGCCGCAGCGGGCCGGCGGCGCUAGUGAGCAGCCUGCGGUAGCAUUUGUAGAAGCUUAGGUGACUCGAGUGAUUGUAAGAAGUCUAUUGAAAUCGUUGGUAUUGUAUAUAGAUGAGCUACGAUCCCACCAUUAAAGUAAAAAUAUUUCUAAGUACUAAAUUGUAAGUGGUAUCACAGGUGAAACCGUCAUUUUGUAUUGCAUCAUAAGAAUAUUCCAAACAAAUGUUGUGAUGUUUCUUAAAUUUUCCAUAGGUUUCGCAAACACACAUACACAAGUUUUAUGUUUUCAUUAUUUAUAUGUACGGAUAAUUUAAUUUGAGUGAAGUGGUAUGUAUUAAAAGUAUUGUGUAGUUGGUUGCGCUUCGUCGAUUGUACCGCGAGUCAUCACGGUCGGCGGUACGUCGACUGAUCUUGCUCACUUGAUUCAUCAAAAUUUGUUGAUCCGAAAUUACAAUCAUUAAUUAAUAACCCCGACCACGUUGUUGUUUUAACAUCACCCAAGAUUGCUAUGUGUCAGUAGAAAUUAUUAUGAUGUAUUGCUUCAAUCAGUAGUAGUCGCAAACGAAGCAAAUGUUACUAAUAUCUGUUGAUACACAGCGAUAUUUUAACAAGACAUUUGUAAGACUUGAGUGAGUUUGAUCUACCCAAGUUAGGUAACUUUGUAUUGUUAAACAUUGUGGCCAAUAAAUAGUAAUACUUAAAACAAACAUUUUAUACCCAGGAGGUUAAUACCCAUGUCCCAUUUACAUAGCUGACAGGGGUUGUUCGUGUAUUAAACUUACCUUUUACAUAACAACCGUCAGAAUAUUAACUGUGAUUUUCGACAUUGUCAAUAAGUUGAGCAAAUAAAUUAAAAAUGAUGUAAA